Messenger RNA from Sceloporus undulatus (fence lizard), 4879 nucleotides. It is a transcript of the gene ARNT, whose product is annotated as aryl hydrocarbon receptor nuclear translocator. Gene Ontology annotation, biological process: regulation of transcription by RNA polymerase II. Gene Ontology annotation, cellular component: transcription regulator complex; aryl hydrocarbon receptor complex; cytoplasm. Gene Ontology annotation, molecular function: DNA-binding transcription factor activity, RNA polymerase II-specific; protein dimerization activity; RNA polymerase II cis-regulatory region sequence-specific DNA binding. The record is from RefSeq and is a predicted model, not a curated record. NCBI's taxonomy places the organism in Eukaryota, Metazoa, Chordata, Lepidosauria, Squamata, Phrynosomatidae. The transcript is spliced from 22 exons. The coding region runs from base 595 to 2937 and encodes 780 amino acids.
CACCCAGACUUGUGCUGAUGCUACUUCCAUCCAGCGAAAGGAAGGUGCUGCAAGAGGAGAAAUGGCCUAGUCUUAAGCCCAACAAAUUGUCCUGGGGCCUGUGUAUUUUAUUGCCGCGAGGUCAACAGGUGCCCCUGUGCGUGGUUUUUGUGCCUUUAAGUUUUAACAGACAGAGCAUCACUUCUGCGUUUUCCUGCCAAAUAACCACUUUGCGAUGACGUAAGUCUCCCUGCCCCACAAUUGAAAAUUGAUUUCCAACCCAUAAACGCUACAAGAAACAGACCUUUGUAUUACAUUGCAUCAACAGUGUUCCCGCCCCAUCCUGGUUUCCCUUCUCUUCCAGAUACUUUCUUCAGGCUUUGUUUUGGAUGUGGUUGCAUUUGCUCUUUUAAAAAGAAAGAGAGGAGGAGGGUGGAAGAAAAGCCCCCUGAGAGCUCUUCGGAUAGUUUAUAGCUUGUUCCAUGGCAUUUUACAGUCUUGUGGUAUUAAUUAAACUGGGAGUGGGGCUCUCCAAAAGCCCUGAAGCAAGGUUUUAAAUUAUCUUGGUGGAUAUUUUUCCGUGAGCAACCAGAGUCUCAAACAUGCCUCGCUUAAAUGGCAUCUGAUGUCCCUGCUUUGGGUUCCUCAUCUGGGACGUCUGGGACAGGCACCCAUUCUGGAGGGAGCAUAGUCCAGAGAACAAACAAACGGAGGACAGGGCUCGAUUUUGACGACGACGGUGAAGGGAACAGCAAAUUUCUCAGGUGUGACGAUGACCAACUCCCAAAUGACAAAGAGCGGUUUGCAAGGUCUGAUGAUGAACAGAGUUCAGCGGAUAAGGAAAGACUGGCCAGAGAGAACCACAGCGAGAUCGAGCGCCGGAGGAGGAACAAGAUGACCGCCUACAUCACAGAGCUCUCGGACAUGGUGCCCACCUGCAGCGCCUUGGCCCGCAAGCCAGACAAGCUCACCAUCCUCCGCAUGGCCGUCUCACACAUGAAGUCCCUCCGCGGCACUGGCAACACUUCCACCGAUGGCACCUACAAGCCGUCCUUCCUCACCGACCAGGAGCUCAAACAUUUGAUCCUGGAAGCCGCUGAUGGGUUUCUGUUCAUCGUGUCCUGUGAGACGGGGCGGGUGGUCUACGUUUCCGACUCGGUGACACCCGUCCUGAACCAGCCCCAGUCAGAGUGGUUUGGCAGCACUCUCUAUGAGCAAGUCCACCCCGAUGACGUGGAGAAGUUGCGGGAACAGCUCUCCACUUCAGAGAACGCACUCAGCGGUCGUAUCCUUGAUUUAAAGACAGGAACCGUCAAGAAGGAAGGCCAGCAAUCUAUGAGGAUGUGCAUGGGUUCUCGGAGGUCCUUCAUAUGCCGCAUGAGGUGUGGCACCGCUGCAGUCGAUCCUGUCUCCAUGAACCGCCUCAGCUUCAUAAGGAACAGGUGCAGGAAUGGACUGGGUGCUGUGAAGGAGGGUGAACCCCAUUUCGUUGUGGUGCACUGUACAGGCUACAUAAAGGCUUGGCCACCCGCAGGGGUUUCACUGCCAGAUGAUGAUCCAGAUGCUGGACAGGGGAGCAAGUUUUGCCUGGUGGCCAUUGGCAGGCUGCAGGUCACCAGCUCUCCCAGCUGUGCCGACAUGAACACCGUCUGUCAGCCAACCGAGUUCAUCUCCCGCCACAACACUGAUGGGCUCUUCACCUUUGUCGACCACCGCUGCGUGGCUACUGUCGGCUACCAGCCCCAGGAGCUCCUAGGGAAGGACAUUGUCGAGUUCUGCCAUCCUGAGGACCAGCAACUUUUGAAGGACAGUUUCCAGCAGGUGGUAAAGUUAAAAGGCCAGGUUCUGUCCGUCAUGUUCCGUUUCCGGGCCAAGAACCGAGAAUGGCUCUGGAUGCGAACUAGCUCCUUCACCUUCCAGAAUCCGUACUCUGAUGAGAUCGAGUACAUCAUCUGUACCAACACCAACGUGAAGAAUGCCAGCCAGGAGUCCCGUCCCGCCUUGUCCAACCCAAUGCAGAGGCCGCAGCUGGGCCCUAACGUCAGCUUGCCUUUGGAGCUGGGUCCGACGCAACUGUCAGCCAGGCAACAGACGACGCAGCCGGCAGACCUGGACGUGGUCCCAGGAAGGGAGGCCCUAGCCAGUUACGACCACACGCAGGCUGCUGUUCAGUCAGUGGCCCCCAGUGGCCCGGACCACAGCAAACCUCUGGAGAAGACCGAGGCCCUCUUCGGCCAGGAGCGAGACCCCCGUUUUAGCGAAAUUUACAGCAGCAUUAGCACAGACCAGCCAAAAGCCAUGUCUUCCAGUGCCGUGCCUGCCAACCAGUCUCUUUUCUCCCAGGGAAACGCUUUUGUCCCUUCCCGACCUGCUGAGAAUUUCAGGAGCAGUGCCAUGGUGCCUCCAUCAAAUGUCAUCCAGCAGCAGCCGCAGCAGCCAUCGCCGCACUCCGCUUCAGCAGGGCAAAUCCUGGCCCAGAUCUCUCGCCACUCAAACCCUGAACAGGUCUCAGGAACCACCUGGGCUUCGGGGACGCGGCCGUCUUUCACAGCUCAACAAGUAGCUUCUCAGGCCAUCAAGACCCGGGCUCCCUCUUUUGCCAUGGGCAGCUUCCAGUCCACUCCGUCUUCCUUCAGUCCCAUGUCGACCCCUGGUUCCACAGCGUCACCCGGUGGGUCGACGGCCUACCCAAGCCUCGCCAGUCGGAAUGCCACCUUCACAGGAGAGAGCGGGCAGACCCCAGCGCAGUUCCAGACGCGGACGGCAGAAAGCGUUGGCGUUUGGCCUCAGUGGCAGAACCAACACCACGGACAGAGCCCCGGAGAGUCUCACGUCCAGCAGCAGCCAAACCAGCCAGAAGUCUUCCCGGAUAUGUUAUCCAUGCUGGGAGACCAAGGAGCGAACUACAACAAUGAAGAAUUCCCCGAGUUAAACAUGUUCCCUCCCUUUUCGGAAUAAGAACGGCGUUGGUUCCAUCCGUCUCUCCUUCCUUCAUUCUCUCGGACUCCUUUCAAAGACUCUCAAAAGUCUUCCUCCCGUGGGAAAGCCAAAUUGCUCAGCCCGGCUUGGCCAACGGAGGCUGGGCUUGUACACGGCUUAUAUAUGGGCAGACUCUCCAGCAAUGUUGCCAGUCCUUCCAUCUCGCUGGACCUUUGUUUUGGAGAGUGUCAGACACAAGCCGAAACCAGAUGGGGAUGAGCAGAUCUCUCCAGAUCGCAAACAGAAUCUCAAGGGAUGAUCAUCAGGGAUAUUUUUUUUAAAGCUCAGCAGGUGGUUUGUUUUUUAAAACAAAAUCCUCCACGUCUAUGCCAUAACCUUUUAUAGACACAUAUACAUAUAUAUAUAUAUACAUAUGUGUGUAUGUAUAUAUGCACAUAUAUAUAUUAAGAAAAAUGUUGUAUUCUUGUUUAUACACACAGAGGGACGGAGCAGAAUUUGUAGCCAAAUGAUGCCAACCCUUAAUGUUUGAUUCUGUCUGCGUCCAUGAAGGUGUAGAAGAGAUCUUCAACACACACACACACACACGCUUCCAGUAGUGCGCAUGCGCACUCGUGUGUCCAGGCUUGCACGUCUCAAGAAGCAGUGUGAAUGAAAUUUACGGAAGAGAGCAGCAAUACCAGCCUGACUGGUCACUUGGUUCGCCCUUUCUUGUUUUCCACCUGGAUCGGACAGGUGCUGGUUCCUUGCUGCUGCUCAGUUGCCACAUGUCUUUCUAAAACCAUGUGCUUCCAAAGAAGUGCGGUGUGGGCAGCCUCUGGGAACAGUCUGGAGAGAGAGGCACAGCGAAAAGAAGCAGACCUUGCCCCUAUCUUUGUUCCGUAGAAACCCAAGCGAUGGAGAAGAGACUGGCAUUUGCCUUCUGGAUUUUUCAGGGGAGCGUGGUUCUAACAGUCCCCCUUUACAGGACCAUUGGGACCCCAUAACAUAUCUCUGCAAUUAAAGUAUAGCUCAUUGAUUAGGAAUGCCUCCUUCAUGCUAUUUUUGAAACUCCUCUUUGUUUGCGCUUUACGGGGACAGAAUGCACAUUUUUCAAGCCGUCAGUGAAGCAAGACUUUAGCGCAGCAGAGAAUCAUUGAAUUUAUGUAGAUUUUUCUCCCUUCGCAAUUGGACGGGAAAUGGACGGGCGCCAUCUACCUUGCGCGCCAGGUCCGAUUACUUCGCCUUUGUCUUGUCCAUUCUUAUUUUUCAUGCAACGUGUGAAGACCUCUCUGCACCCUGUUCAACCUCUUUAGGGAGGGACUUGCAAAGGGGAAACCACUUUAAAGGGGAUGAUAAGCCAACAGGAAUCUUGUUUUGAGAGUGUGCAGUCUAUAGAAAAUGCACAGACGGAGAGUUCAGUUACGGGAAGCUCAAAUUCUUGGAAAAUGCAGUUGUGUCAGAGAGGUAGAGAAGACCCCUUCUGCCAUUAGCCUUCCAACUUGUGUUCCAGCCACAAUGCGUUGAAUAUUAAUCUUUUAACAAACGCAAUGCCAUCUUUCCCAAGAAGGCAUUUCUUGGAAUCUUCUAGUCAGGAUUAACUCCAGGGAUUCUUUUUCUUGCAAAACUGAAAUCGUCGAAUCAACCAUUUUAUUGAUAUCCCGCCUUUCUACUCUGAGACUGGGACUCUACUCAGUUGUUGUUGCCAAAGUGUAAAAAAUUUCCAGACCCCUGAAAGGUUGACGCUGCCGCUUUGGAAGCCCUUUUUAAUAUAUCACAUGGCAGAACUCAGCACCCUGAGGAUUUCUACUUUUUAAACUUAUAAACAAAUCAAGGCAAAGUUUCUAGUCCUCACAACAAAUCUUGGUGGGCAAAUCUUGGAAGUCUGUCGAUGCUUUUGGAUUGGGCCUUGGUCCCUUGCUGCGACGCGUGGAAGCAGAAUCAAUUAUGCAAAAUAAAUUAUAUACAUUUUUUGUAAAAAGCA